AUGACGCAAUUCACACCCCCACUACCUCCUUUCCACCAAAUCGCACCCCUCCCAAACCCUACCAUGAACAAAAACCAAAUUCCUAGGACUAGGCCCUGGCCUGCAGGUUUCCCUACCUCCAAGGCUUUAACAAAUUUCGGCGACGCUAACUGCAUGGAACAGUUACUUGUUCACUGUGCCAACGCUAUUCAAACCAACGACGUAACCCUCGCUCAGCAAAUCCUUUGGGUUCUUAACAACAUAGCACCCCCUGACGGUGACUCCAACCAACGUCUUGCCUCCUGCUUCCUCCGUGCCCUCACCGCACGUGCUGCCCAAACCGGUACCUGCAAGAUGCUCGUCGCUGUAGCAGAUCACGCCUGCACCAACCUCUCCAUAGACACCCAUAAAUUCUCCGUCAUGGAGCUUGCCAACUUCGUCGACCUAACCCCCUGGCACCGCUUCGGUUUCACUGCUGCUAACGCAGCCGUCCUCGAAGCCACUGAUGGUUUCUCCGUCAUCCACAUCGUGGACCUAAGUCUCACGCACUGCAUGCAGAUUCCCACACUCAUCGAUGCCAUCGCCAGCCGCCACGAGGUCCCUCCGCUCAUCAAACUCACAGUGGCUGAUGCCACCUCUAGAGACAUCCCUCCUAUGCUCGACCUCUCCUACGACGAACUCGGGGCCAAGUUGGUCAAUUUCGCAAGGUCCAGAAAUAUCAUCAUGGAAUUCAGAGCGGUUUCUUCCACUUAUCAAGACGGGUUUGCGGGUUUGAUCGAACAGUUAAGAGUGCAACAACAGCAUUUUGUUUACUCGGCAGAACCUCGUCCCAGUGAGGCUUUGGUCAUCAACUGUCACAUGAUGCUUCACUACAUCCCUGAUGAAACCCUACACGCGAUUCCUGAAACUGACUUAACCUCUUUUCUUUAUGAUUCUUCUUCUUGUUCUGUUGGUGCUUCUUCUGUCGUUAGCAUUACUUCCACUUCCUCGCUGCGAUCGUUGUUUCUUAAAUCCCUGCGGGGCUUAGACCCAACUGUUGUAAUCUUGGUAGAUGAAGAUGCGGAUUUGACAUCCAAUAACUUGGUUUGCAGGCUAAGAUCUGCAUUUAACUACCUAUGGAUACCUUACGACACUGUGGAUACGUUCCUUCCACGAGGGAGUAAGCAAAGGCAGUGGUACGAAGCAGACAUUUGCUGGAAGAUUGAGAACGUGAUAGCGCAUGAAGGGGUUCAGAGAGUGGAGAGGGUUGAGCCUAAGAACAGGUGGGAGCAGCGAAUGAAGAACGCGAACUUUCAAGGGGUGAAUUUCAGUGAGGAGUCUAUUGCGGAGGUGAAGGGCAUGCUGGAUGAACAUGCUGCCGGGUGGGGAUUGAAGAAGGAAGAUGAGCACAUUGUGCUCACUUGGAAAGGACACAAUGUCGUCUUUGCCUCUGCUUGGUUACCUGCUUGA
Messenger RNA from Sphenostylis stenocarpa, 1428 nucleotides. NCBI's taxonomy places the organism in Eukaryota, Viridiplantae, Streptophyta, Magnoliopsida, Fabales, Fabaceae. The record is from the annotation of a GenBank genome assembly.